Messenger RNA from Micromonas pusilla CCMP1545, 555 nucleotides. RefSeq lists its product as uncharacterized. Gene Ontology annotation, biological process: lipid metabolic process. The coding region runs from base 1 to 555 and encodes 184 amino acids. The record is from RefSeq and is a predicted model, not a curated record. NCBI's taxonomy places the organism in Eukaryota, Viridiplantae, Chlorophyta, Mamiellophyceae, Mamiellales, Mamiellaceae. The transcript has a single exon.
AUGUGGGCGAAAUACGCGCUCGCGCAGUCGAGGCUCCUCCACGGCCUCUCCAACAUCGUCCUGCGAAGCCCGGCGGGUCCCGCGAUGGAGGUGGUGCUCGUCGGGCACAGCACCGGCGGCGCGCUCGCGACGCUCGCGGCGUACGACUUGCAUCUGCACGGGUUCAACGUCGCGGAGGUGUGGACGUUUGGAUCGCCGAGGGUCGGCGACGCCACGUUCGCCAACGCGUGGAACGCCGCGCUGAGCGAUAAGAGCUUCCGCGUCGUGAACGGGAUGGACGGCGUCGUGCAUUACCCGCGAGCGCCGAUGUUUCAUCACGUCGGGACGGAGUAUCACGUGUCAUCGCCGACGGGGACGUGCGAGUACGAGCAGACGUGCAAGGUGAAUCGGUGCGACGGAAGCGGGGAGGACGACGCGUGCUCCGCCAAGCUGGAGAAGGAAGGGUUCGGGAACUCCGGCGUGGGGUUCAUGAGGAAGAACGCGCUCGAUCACCUCGCGGCGUUUGGCGUGUUUUUCCGCGUCCUGAUGAAGAUCAAGGCGGCGGCGGCGGCGUGA